Phlebotomus argentipes is the source of this 2328-nucleotide messenger RNA. It is a transcript of the gene meng, whose product is annotated as serine/threonine-protein kinase meng-po. The record is from RefSeq and is a predicted model, not a curated record. The transcript is spliced from 3 exons. NCBI's taxonomy places the organism in Eukaryota, Metazoa, Arthropoda, Insecta, Diptera, Psychodidae. Gene Ontology annotation, molecular function: ATP binding; protein serine/threonine kinase activity. The coding region runs from base 786 to 2066 and encodes 426 amino acids. Gene Ontology annotation, biological process: peptidyl-serine phosphorylation; peptidyl-threonine phosphorylation.
ACGUGUGUCUCACUGUAAAGUACUUAUUUUUCAUCCGUUCACGUUUAUUUCUUCUCUUCGAGCAACUAAACAUCUCUCGUUGAUUCAUUUCACUCGUCUCACUCCAUCAGAAAUUGAGAAGUUCAGGACACUCUGUUCAUUGCUUCUUCAAAUUCUGGCCAAGGAUAGCAUCACCUCCCUUCACUGGAUUAUCUUCAUUCAGCAGAAAGAGAGAGAGAGAGAGAGAGAGAGAGAGAGGGAGAGGGAGACAGAAGAAGAAGAGCAUUUGCAUAAAUCAAUGGGCUAGAAAUCAGUGAUUAUGCGUUUUUGCAUCAACGGAAAAAUCCAGCUGUACGCAAACCUGUGGAAUUGACAAUUCAAUUUGCAACAAUUUUCUCUUUAGACAGUGCUAACCAACACAUCUUAUGUUCAGUGCUUAGUGGUGUUGCGGAAAAUUGAUAAAAGAGUGAUAAAAUGAUGUCACAAGGGAGGUAGAGAGACACGGGACGGUUGGAAGAAAAUAAUUGAGAAUGUGACUGUAUUUGCUGGUGAAGUUCUUUUCUGUUGCUCGCGCGAGUUCAACAUCGUGGAAACUCACUAUUCUAUCCCCACGGGAAGCAGAAGGAACUGAGAUUUGUCGUUGUUUCAUUGAGAGAAGACAGAAAAGAGUAGAUGGGAAAAUAUCUGUAAACUCAGAGUGCAACAUUUCUGCGUUUUCUCAUUGCAAAAGUGGUGUAGUUGUGAAGCAAAAAAAAACAAGACAUUUAUUCUUUCCACGCAGAAAAGAGAACUCUUGCACGUCUUUUAUGUUGUAUUGGCUCAGAGGAUUCCUAUUUUUCGAUUCCUACCACAAACUUCCGCCACCCAUUAUGAAGCUGUCCGAGAGCAAAUCUGAGGCGUCGAUUGUGCCGUCACGACGAAACAGCGUAAUGUAUCGCGACACGGCGGCCACUUCGAACGCCCAGACGACUGGAGGUGUGCUUCAUCGAAUUCCGGAGAUGAAUGUGCCCAUGAUGAAGAUCUCAGAUGAGUACGACAUUGAAAAGAGCAUCUCUGAGGGGUGCUUCGCUAAGAUCUUCCUCACCAACCACCGACCCACCAAUACCACCGUGAUCCUCAAAGCCUGCCACGCAGAAUUGAUGACGCUCAAGGACUUCAUCCGGGAAUAUCACUACACCUAUCAACUCAGUCACCAUCCCAACAUUCUCAGUUGCUAUCAGGUAGCUUUCCAGACGGACUCCUACUAUGUCUUCGCCCAGGAGUACGCACCCUUCGGUGAUCUCGCUGCCCAUCUCUGUCCAGGCGGCCUUCCUGAACUCUUUUGCAAAUCCAUCGCCACCCAACUCAGCGCAGCACUGGGCUUCAUGCACAGCAAGCAACUUGUGCAUAGAGAUCUGAAACUGGAAAAUGUGUUGGUGUUUGCACCUGACUUCUCUAGGAUCAAGCUCUGUGACUUUGGUGCCACAACACGCGAUGGUGUUCUUGUAAGCAAAGGCAGACACACGUGGAUCGCUUUCCUGCCGCCCGAAGUUCUGGAAAUAGUGAAGAAUGAGCGAUUUAUCUGUAAGACCUCAUCGGAUUGCUGGCAAUUCGGUAUCCUUCUCUUCUCUUGCCUCACUGGCAAUGUGCCCUGGGAAUCGGCAGACUGGGUGCGAGAUUCCAACUAUGCAUCUUUCGUGAAGUACCAGAAGAAGAAGUCCACGGCAGUGCCGGAAAAUUUUCGUCGAUUCACACCUCGUCUCGUGCGAGCUUUCCGCAAGAUUCUGGAUCCAGAUGCAGAGAAACGUGCCAAAGUCACGGAGAUCAUGAAGUACAUGAAGAACAAGUGGAUCGAUCAGAAAGUCGUGGUCUCGAAAUCGGCGACGAACUUGGGUGGAGGCCUAUCAGAUGCUGAUUCCGUGUGUGUCUACCUCAAUCAGAAGGACAGUCGUCCUUCGCUGGACGAAAACAAGUCACGAAAGCGCAUCAUGAGCAACUACGGCCUCCCAGAACAGGCGCAAGCGGACCAGUCGGCGCUAAGAAACAGAAUCUGGGAGUGGGUAUUAUCCUGCGAACAGACUUACGACUCUGAGAUUGAGGGCUUCUAAGUUGAACUCUCUAGGCCAAAACGCUGCAUUUCAUGCUAUUCAGGACGCGACAGGAAUUCGUAGAACCCCAGACAAGUACUACACAUUUUCUACUAUUUAACUAACUCUAGCAGGAACUCAAUUUCAUCCCUAAUUAACUUAGUCAAGGCUCAGGCUUAGGGUAAGAAUAUAUCAGUUACACUUGUAAGAUAUCAAUUUUAACUUUGCACUCAAAUUUGUACACAAUUUUUCUACUCACCAACAUCCACUUUUAAUUUGAAUU